Dermacentor silvarum is the source of this 4402-nucleotide messenger RNA. RefSeq lists its product as uncharacterized. Bases 229 to 4188 code for a protein of 1319 amino acids. Gene Ontology annotation, biological process: proteolysis; DNA integration. Lineage: Eukaryota; Metazoa; Arthropoda; Arachnida; Ixodida; Ixodidae. Gene Ontology annotation, molecular function: zinc ion binding; nucleic acid binding; aspartic-type endopeptidase activity. The record is from RefSeq and is a predicted model, not a curated record. The transcript has a single exon.
UUGUAAUCGCGUCAAACGUGGCUGGUGACGAUUAUCUGCCCUCGCUGUUCAGUGCGCAGAGCCUGCGCGCGCAUCCUUUGUUGGCGCUGUUAUCGUGUUAAAAGCGCGGCGACCAAGCUGUGUCGUGUCAUAUGUGUUUCUGCCAUGAGCUGCAAUAAACGGCUUUCGCAUAUCGGCGUCUUCAUUGUAACAUUGGCGACGAGGAUGGGAUGAAGCAGCACUGAAGCUAUGGCCACCACUUACGGCAAGCUGCCGGAGUUCUGCCCGGACUCGGGAAACAUCGACGUCUACCUAGAAAGGUUCGAACUAUUUGCGAAAGCAAAUGGAAUAGACGACGGAAAGAAGCUUGAAGUCUUCCUGACCAUAAUAGGAGAGAAGGCCUACGUGACACUGCGUAGCUUACUGCUGCCGAAAACGCCCACCGAAGUAAAGUACGAAGACGCCAAGAAGGUGCUGCAACAGCACUACGCCCUGAAGCGGUCUGUGGUCACUGAGCGAUACCACUUCUACAGGCGGAACCAGGAGUCAAAUGAAACCAUCGCACAGUUUCUUGUGGAAUUGAAGAGGCUCGCCGCGACAUGUUCUUUCGGAAAUUUCCUCCAAGAAGCGCUACGGGACCGCCUAAUUGCCGGACUACGGAGCGACACCAUCCGAUGCCGUCUUCUUGCCUUGCCCGACGACGAGGUCACCUGGGAACGGGUGUGCAAGGUAGCCACCGCCAUGGAGGCUGCACAGAAGGACACCCAGGACAUGCUGUGCGACAGCGCCGGGGCCAGCAACGCUCAACUGCACUGGCAAGGAAGCCAAGGGAAGCCUAACGCAACCAGCCAGGUACUAAAAAAAAACUAUACGCAAAAAACUGCAGUAGAGUGUCAUAGGUGCGGUGGUCAGCACGCUCCUACAAGGUGUCCAUUUGUAAAAAGUGCUUGUUUUAAGUGUUCUAAACGUGGUCAUGUCGCAAAAAUGUGCAAAACGCGAGUUGUUCAGGCUGUAGAAGUACCGGCAACAGAGCAGGAUUUGCAGGAUUUGCUGACUAUAUGUCAAACAAACAGAGCAGGCAGUCCGCCUCCCAUAGUAGUAAAAGUAAUCAUAAACGGUCACGAAGUACCGAUGGAAUUGGACACGGGGGCUGCCGUUACAAUCAUGUCUGAAAAAGACUUUGCAGAGAACUUCCCUGACCUAUCGUACAACUGUGAGGACGUAAAACUCGGAGUGUACAACGGCACCGCAAUCAAUGUAAGGGGCGUUGCCCAAGUCGAUGUGAAGUGCGGGAAGCAAAGCCACCGCCUACCACUUGUCAUUGCCAAGUAUGAAGAAGGGGUGCGCAUGCCUGUGCUCCUCGGUCGUGACUGGCUCGCAAAGAUAAAAGUGAACUUGCCUGAUGCCUUGCAGAAACUGCAUGAGGUUGCGCUUAAAGUACAAGCAGUCGCGCCUCUAAAAACUCAAGGAGCUGUAGAAGCAUUAAAACAACAGCACGCUGAUGUUUUUCAAGCAGGCUAUGGUGCUAUAAAAGGAUACAAGGGUAGCAUUCGCACGAAAGAGAAUGCAGUUCCAGUUUUCUGUAAGGCGAGGCCUGUACCGUAUGCCUUGCGAGAACAAGUGGAAAAAGAACUGGCGGAACUAGAGAAGGCUGAAGUAAUUUACCGGGUGCGGCACAGCACCUGGGCAACGCCACUAGUAAUUGUGCCCAAGAAAAAUGGACCAGAAAUAAGGAUAUGUGGUGACUAUAGAGUCAGUGUGAACAAGUGCAUCGAGGUAGAUCACUAUCCCUUGCCACUUCCUGAGGAUAUCUUUGCAUCCCUGGUGGGAGGAACCGUGUUCACUGUGUUAGACUUGGCAAAAGCUUAUUUACAGCUGGAGUUGGACGAGCAUGCCGAAGAACUUCUAACGGUUAACACGCACAUGGGUCUCUUUAGAUACCGGCGGUUGCCGUUCGGCGUUGCGAGUGCGCCUGCUAUGUUUCAAGCAGUCAUGGAUCAGGUUUUGCAUGGCAUACCUGGCACAGCCUGUUACUUAGACGACGUGCUGAUAGCUGGGAAAGACCUACCAGAGUGCUACAAACGAACGAAGGAAGUGCUAAAUGCUCUGAGUAAGCACGGGAUCCGAGUAAAUGUGGCGAAAUGCGUUUUCUUUCAAGAAAGGGUACAAUACCUAGGGCACGAAAUAGACCAACACGGUCUGCAUCCCACGGCGAAUAAAGUAAAAGCAAUCCUUGAAGCACCGAAACCGAGCAAUGUGACCCAGUUGAGGGCAUUUUUAGGCCUAGUGAACUUCUAUGCAAAAUUUUUGCCCAAUUUGGCCGGACAACUAGAACCGCUUCACCAGCUUCUACGCAAGGGAAGCAUAUGGCAGUGGUCGCGUCAGUGCGAUGAGUGUUUCAGGCGAUGUAAGCAGUUGCUAACUAAAGAAACAGUCUUGGAGCUGUAUGACGUAAAAAAGGAAAUCCAGCUGACAUGUGAUGCAUCUGCUUACGGGCUGGGCGCGGUGUUAUCGCACGUAGUGAAUGGCGUUGAGCGUCCGGUCGCAUUCGCUUCCAGAUCAAUGUCACAGGCGGAAAGAAACUAUGCCCACAUUGAGAAAGAGGCACUCGCCAUCAUUUUCGGCGUAAAGAAAUUUCAUAAGUAUCUUUAUGGCCGCAGCUUCGUUAUUAUCACUGACCAUCAACCACUCACGAUAAUUUUUGAAGCUAGACAUCACAGUAGUGCUGUGGCAGCGGCGCGAGUCCACCGCUGGGCCAUUUUUCUGUCGAACUACCGUUUCCGCAUUGUGCACAAACCAGGGGCAAAGAUUAGCAAUGCUGACGGCUUGUCGCGUCUACCAUUGUCUGAAAACACUGAUGAUGUAGAUAAGAUUUUUUACUUUUCUCCUGCCAGAGAAUUGCCCUUAACUGCAAAGGACAUCGCACAUGAAACAUCUAAGGACUCUGUCUUGAGUGCUGUGCGUGAAAUGACAUGGCAUGGCUGGCCGCGGUCGGUAGAGGCGCAGUAUCAACCGUUCUUUGUAAGACGGUUUGAACUUUCGGUAGAUGAUGCCUGCUUAAUUUGGGAGAACCGAGUGGUUAUACCCCGCGCUCUUCAACAGGAAGUACUGUUGCUGUUACAUGAACAACACAUGGGUAUCAGUAAAAUGAAGGCCCUGGCGAGAUCAAUGGUAUGGUGGCCCGGAAUCGACAGCAGCCUUGAACAAACUGUAAAACAAUGUCACAUCUGCCAGAGUGUAAGGCCAGUGGGCCAACCAGCGCCACUGACCCCAUGGAGGUGGUGCACUAACAGUUGGGAGCGAGUGCACCUCGACUUUGCAGAAAAAGAAAACAAGAUGUUUCUGGUCGCAGUCGAUUCACACUCCAAGUGGGUAGAUGUCAAAAUAAUGAAUUCAACUACGGCGCAAAAGACCAUUGAGACAGUAAGGUCAUUGUUUGCAAGCUAUGGGUUGCCUCAGGAGAUAGUUACGGACAAUGGGCCACAGUUUCGAGCGAAAGAGUUUGAUGAUUUCUUGCAGGCAAACGGGGUCAAGCAUACUUUGACUCCGCCUUAUCAUCCUCAAUCUAACGGCGCAGCAGAACGAGCAGUGCAGACUGUUAAGCAGUCAUUGCUAAAGCAACUGCUAGAGGAUGAACGGAGCCACAGUUCCAGAUCCUUGCAACACAGAGUUGACAACUUCCUUUUCGCGUACAGAACUACGCCGCACACAUUCACUGGUAAAACACCAGCAGAGUUGUUUUUAAAGAGAAAGCUGCGGACAAGACUUUCUCUGCUCAAACCAGACAUGGAAGGUACGAUCAAUUCGAAGUCUGAGAGAGAAGUGCGCAGUGCAAAUAAACGUAGGGGAAAGCCUAGAGCAUUUUCUGUGGGCGAUCGCGUGCUCGUGCGUACUGUUCGUGGUGAACUUGUAAAGUGGCGACCUGGAAACAUUGUGAGCGUGAAAUCUCCGGUAACGUACCUGGUGAAUGUUGAUAAACAAACGCGCUUUGUGCAUGCCGAUCACCUACGUUGCACUUCUUUGAAACAUGAAGAAUAUGUGGAAGACUGUGGUGAUGAAAUGUCUUUGCCGCAUGCCAGUGAUAUUUUGGAAAAGGGAAAUUGCUCAGCACAACCGCCAGUGUCGUCACCACAACCGCCGCACACCCCUCCUAUACUUAGACGUAGCACACGGGUGACACGCCCACCAGAUCGACUGAUGUACCAUUGAAUGUGAUUUUGUUUGUGGGGGAGUGUUGUAAUCGCGUCAAACGUGGCUGGUGACGAUUAUCUGCCCUCGCUGUUCAGUGCGCAGAGCCUGCGCGCGCAUCCUUUGUUGGCGCUGUUAUCGUGUUAAAAGCGCGGCGACCAAGCUGUGUCGUGUCAUAUGUGUUUCUGCCAUGAGCUGCAAUAAACGGCUUUCGCAUAUCGGCGUCUUCAUUGUA